AUGCAGUUGUUGCCUUUCUGUGUGGGCAUGCUGCUAUUCCACUGCGGCGAGGGAUCGCAAUGGAUUAGAACCUCCAUGAGUGGCAUGGACCAGACCUUGCUUUCCUUGAUUGACCAAGAGAGGAUGGACUAUUUGUCCACCAUUGCUGCAAGGCUGGACAGUCAUCGCUUGAGCUUUGUGGACUUUGAUCCAGAUCCAUCGGCGAAUCAAACAGGAAGUGCAGGACACACGUUGCUAAAUACUCCAAACAAAGAGCACGAGCAAAUGAACGACUUGUCACAGUUUUGGCUGCCGACCUUGGCAAUCCUGGCCAUAGCUUUCGAGGCGUUUCAUAUGAAGUGGUCAGAAGUAGAUUGGACUCUACAAGAUGCUGCUGGCGAUGGUCCUGAAGGAGCCAUGGCCGAGCAUGUUGAGACCAGCCUGGCAGGGCUGACCGUCAAGUUACUUCGCAGGGCCACCAGCUUGGCAAAGAUCUACUUUGUUGGAGCUGGAAAAGUCAAAGGCCGCGCGUACAUGGUGAUGCUUUUGUGUCAUAACUUCUUUGGGCAGUACCUGAGCUUAGUCAACUUUGACUACAUGAGCCGCUUUUGGAACUUUUAUCAGCAUCCAAGCCAAGCUGUCUUUAUGGCACUCAUGGGGAACUGGUUUGUCUUGUACGGGAGUAUGUGCCUCACAGCAGUUUAUUCGAGAUACAUUGAGAGCAUGCUGAUGAUUCACUGGAAGGACCACAUGACGCGCUACUUCCAGAGAAUCUGGGUCCCUCACAGCUACGCUUUCAAGAUGAAGGAUGAUCGUCGUCUUGACAAUCCAGACCAGAGGAUUCAAGAGGAUAUCGGGCAUUUUGUGGCAUCAUCCUAUGACCUCACUUUCGGACUGUUGGAUGCAAUCAUCCAGCUUGGAAUCUACAGCUUCAUGCUCGUGAAGGUACAGCCCAAGUCUGCGUUUCCAGGACUUUUGUUUGGCAUUGCUUUGACCUACACUGUGCUGGGUUCAGUGGUGGUGCACUGGAUUGGCAAAGAUCUUGCCAUUUUGUCAUGGCAAGGAGAGCGCUACGGAGGUCAUUUCCGUGCAGAGCUGCGGAGGGUUCACGAUCAAGGAGAGACAGUGGCUGCCUUACGGUCUCAUGAUGCAGAACUUACGAGACUUCAAAGUCGAUUCGAGGACUUGAAGUUGAACAAGUGGAAAGGAAUGAUUCUGAAGAAGAAGCUGGGAUGGUUUGACCGGAUCUACGAUCCCUUCAAGUCGGUCCUGUUUGUUUGCGUCCUCAUGCCCUUCUUCAUCAAGGGAGAGGUGUCACUGGGCACAGUGAAGCAAUGCGAGAUGGCCCUUUCGCGGAUCACUGCAUCGUUGAGUUUUUUCAUCCACGAGUACAAACAACUAGCAUCCUAUCGAGCUCAAGUGGACCGGCUCUACGACUUUAGAUGCUGUGGUCUUGCCUUCAUGAAGGACAAGCAAGCAGGCAAGCCACCGGGAACUUCAGAGUCGGCCGAUGUCCCUGAUGCACAGGCAGACCGAGAACUUCAUCAAGUCUUGGAACGCGGAGCACCAAGCAUCACAAGGGAGCUGGCUGAAGUUUUGGAAUUGAAGAGGGCAACCUUGUCCUUGCCUUCUGGUGAAACUCUGCUCGAUGUGGAUUUCCGGGUGACCCGAGGUACCAGCAUCCUGCUCUGUGGUGCUGAAGGGUCAGGUAAAUCUACCCUGCUGCGUGCGCUUGCAGGUAUUUGGCCGUUUGUGCGUUUGACUGAGCCACCGUCGAUGGCACUGACUCUGGAUGACUGCAUUCUCAUUCCGCAAAAGCCAAAGCUUCCUGCUCCCAUGACCAUCCGGCAAGCUUUGACAUUCCCCAAAGCUCCCGAGAACUUUUCGGACGAGCUGAUCUCCGAUGUCUUGCUCAAAGUCAGGUUGCCGGAGCUCUUGCUGCUGGAUCUUGAUGAACCGCUGGAUGCCACUUGGAUGAAACCCACACUUGUAUUUUUUGUUCUUGUUUGCCUCCAUUUGAGUUUGAAAUGGGACGUGGGACAUUGGACUCCCUUGAACUCUCAAAGCCUGUGA
Messenger RNA from Cladocopium goreaui, 2052 nucleotides. The record is from the annotation of a GenBank genome assembly. NCBI's taxonomy places the organism in Eukaryota, Dinophyceae, Suessiales, Symbiodiniaceae.